AUGGAUUGCUAUCAUCGCAUGCAUCGUGCUCAGUGUCAUGUCGACCACACCGCGGAGGUUUCACUCACUGCUCUGCUUGGUAUGGAAUACAUUAUGCGUCUAUGGUCAUGCGGGUGUCGCUCAAAAUACUCGGGCAUCCGUGGCCGACUUCAGUUCGCAAGGAAGUGCAUGCCCGUAAUCGAUGUGAUUUCCUUGACUGCUUCCAUUGUUUUGCUGGUCACUGGAAGCAGCAAUGGUAUUCUUAAUGAAACGACCCUCAGAGGCCUACGCUUCGUAGAUAUCAUUCGUCUCCUGCGCAUAGAUCGCCACGGUGCCACAUGGCGGUUGCUUGGAUCGGUCGUUCACAGCCAUCGAAAAGAGCUCCUCACUACUAUGUACCUCGCUCUAAUCAGUCUGAUAUUCGCCUCAUAUUUUAUCUUCAUCGCUGAAAAAGAUGCGGUGGAUUCGUCUGGAGAAGUGAAGUUCAGAACCUAUGCAGAUGCCUUAUGGUGGGGAAUGGUAACAUUUUAUACUAUUGGUUAUGGGGACAUGACACCGUUGACAUGGAUUGGAAAAAUACUGACCUGUAUCUUCUGUCUGACACUGACAGCGUUUUUCCAAGUGCCUGCGGGUAUCCUUGGAUCUGGCUUUGCUCUAAGGGUUCACCAGAACCAGCGAGAGAAACAGCAACAACGUCAGAUUCCGGCUGCUGCUACUCUCAUUCAGGUGCAUAGUUUGGCUCGAAGUCUAUCUGUCAGAAAUAGUAUUGCUUUGGCAUUUGGUUAA
Messenger RNA from Soboliphyme baturini, 765 nucleotides. NCBI's taxonomy places the organism in Eukaryota, Metazoa, Nematoda, Enoplea, Dioctophymatida, Soboliphymatidae. The record is from the annotation of a GenBank genome assembly.